Molecule: messenger RNA, 1863 nt
Organism: Drosophila suzukii
Lineage: Eukaryota; Metazoa; Arthropoda; Insecta; Diptera; Drosophilidae
Gene: emc
Product: Basic helix-loop-helix domain-containing extra-macrochaetae
Biological process (GO): cell differentiation; circadian regulation of gene expression; negative regulation of transcription by RNA polymerase II
Cellular component (GO): cytoplasm; nucleus
Molecular function (GO): protein dimerization activity; transcription regulator activity
Source: RefSeq, a predicted model, not a curated record
UCGUGUGCCGACCGUUCGCUGAAAAAGAUAUAGAAAUCGAAAACGCAAACGCAGAAAAACACGCUGGAUUAAAGUGUUUCGUUUCGAACUUCGACAGAGUGAGCAAAUAUAAAGUGAAGUGAGCGCGCAAAGCCAAAUAACUCGCAGAGAAAGCAACCCAAAAUCGAAAAUAAACGCAAAGCAGGCCACACCCGAGAACCUCUAGUAACCCUCGCAAGUAAUCCGGUACGACCGUGUAAUAACCGCCAAGAUUCUACUCAAGGAGCGUAAAGCGAUCAUCUCGAGAAUGAAGUCCCUGACGGCCGUUUGCCAGACAGGUGCCUCCGGAAUGCCGGCCCUGAAUGCCAGCGGGCGCAUCUCGCGCCACCCCACGCACCGCGGCGACGGCGAGAACGCCGAGAUGAAGAUGUAUCUGUCCAAGCUGAAGGACCUCGUGCCCUUCAUGCCCAAGAACCGGAAGCUGACCAAGCUGGAGAUCAUCCAGCACGUCAUCGACUACAUAUGCGACCUGCAGACGGAGCUGGAGACGCAUCCGGAGAUGGGCAACUUCGAUGCGGCGGCCGCUCUCACGGCGGUGAACGGACUCCACGAGGACGAGGACAGCGACAUGGAGGACGCGGAUGUGGAGGCGGCAGCAGCGGCGGAAACGGAAACGGAAGUGGACCCCGACGUCCUCGCCCAGCGCCUGGCCGCCGAACAGCCGGCGAAAGUCUCUAGUCCCGCCGCCCGCCUCCCGCUCGCCGACCGCCAAACGCCCAACACGCUCGUGGCGCCCGCCCAUCCGCAGCAGCAGCAGCAGCAACUGCAGCAGCAGCAACUGCAGUCACAGCAGCAACUGUCCAACAGUUUAGCAACGCCACUGAACGCGGAGAAAGACAGCAGGCAGUCGUAAGCGCGGAAAACGUCCAGCCGGGAAACCCCACAAAACCUAUAAACUUAUUAACUAAAUGCAUAAUUAAAGUACAGUCAAAACUCCACUCGCAACCUUCGUGUGAAGAUCUCCGCAUAUUAAAUAACGUGUGAAACUCUCAAGAAAACCGCAGCCCAGGCGCAUCUCUUCAAGUCCCUUUUCCCGGGCAUGAAAAUGAAAAUCCGGGAAAAUGGGAUCUCGCUUGGCUCAACAGAGUUUAGAUUAAACAUUUAUAAACACAACAACACAAAAACCUAGCAUUAGAGCAUCGUAAGCAAGUAAACAUUAUGAUUAUUAAUUAAACAUUAAACACUAGGAUGGCGCUUAAGAAUGAAUGGAAGAAGAGAACUUGGCAAAGCUUUAAACAAUUUAAUUUUUCCUUUAACGCUUGAAAUUACACUAAAGCAUAUAUUUUUGUUUUCCUAAUUUUAGUUUUGUUUUGGUUUAAACAACGCAAGAAAAAAUGUUACUAAUGCAAAGCAAACAGAGAUCAGCAAUAAAUAAAAUGAAAUGCACAGGCAACAAAACCGGAAUUACGUUCAAUCGUCGAAUUCUGUAUUAUGAUUAUAUGAUUUCUAUCCAAAUGAUUUUCCUAUUAAUUUUAAUCAAUGAAGAAUUUUCCUAUUAUUGAUUAGCCACAGCCAAUAAAUAACAAGAACAACCAACUCAGCAGCACACACAUUCAAAUUCAUUAAUUUAUAUCGCGAGUACGUUUAGUGUUAAGUUCGAGAAAGUUAAUUUUCGGGCACUAAUUUUCACUCACACAUAAAGUAAACAAAAACACACACACCUCAUUUUGUAGUUUUCCGAGUCCCUUGGAUCGUUUUCCUCUUUUUGUAAUCGAAUUAACGUAUAAUGCAUAAUAAUACACUAAACCUAUAAAUAUACAUUAAUAUAUGUUCUGUGAUCUGUAGCAUACUUUGUACAAAGUGUUUUUUUUAGCAUAAUUAUGC